Messenger RNA from Gossypium raimondii (Peruvian cotton), 1029 nucleotides. RefSeq lists its product as uncharacterized. The record is from RefSeq and is a predicted model, not a curated record. NCBI's taxonomy places the organism in Eukaryota, Viridiplantae, Streptophyta, Magnoliopsida, Malvales, Malvaceae. The transcript is spliced from 5 exons. The coding region runs from base 1 to 1029 and encodes 342 amino acids.
AUGGUUACGGGUCGAGAUGAUGAUAAUUUGUCUGCGGUCAUUGAUGUUAAGAUCCAAUUGAAUCUUGAGCUUGAUAAGGAUGAAGCUUUUUAUGAACAAAGGGUGAGAGCGAAUUGGCUUCGUUUGGGUAACAAAAACACUGCUUUUUUCCAUAAGUAUGCUUCGACUCGAAAAAAGAAAAAUAAUAUUAGAAGUUUGAAGCGUGGGGAUGGAAUGAUAACAAAUACAAAUGAUGAACUUGGGAAGCUUGCCAUGGUGUAUUUUCAAAAUCUUUUUUCUUCGAAUGAAAAGUUUACUGAAGAAGAUGUUGUCGCAGCUUUGAAAGAAAUGGAGCCCAUAAAAGCACCUGGGUUUGAUGGUUUUCCAGCUAUGUUUCUUCAGAAGUACUGGCAUAUCGUAAAGAAUGAUGUUCUCUCCUAUUGUUUGGGUGUUCUAAAUAAAGCUUAUGCAAAAGUUUUAGCAAAUCGACUUCAGGGUGUUAUUGGGAAAUGUGUCGAUUGUGCUCAAGGUGCCUUUGUACUGGGAAGAUUAAUUUUUGAUAAUGUUUUACUCGCUUAUAAACUGUUACACGUGUUUUGUAAUAAGCGUACUGGGAAGAAGGGGUACAUGGCAGUUAAGCUUGAUAUGAGUAAAGCCUAUGAUAGGGUUGAAUGGGCUUUUUUAGAGGCAAUAAUGUUUAAAAUGGGCUUUUUUGAGGAUUGGAUUAUUAGAUAUGCUCCUAGACAUGUUAAUGUGAGAGCUAGUGCUCAAGAGGAUGGUACAUCCUAUGCACCCCCUGUGUUGCCGCGUAGAGUGAACAUACCGGAUGAGGGUGUAGGCCCUCUGUUGGGUGGUAAAGAGUUUUUUGGAGUGAAAGGUAAUGGUCCAACUGUAGUUGAGUACUGGUUGGAGGGAGUUGGAAGGAUCCUUGAGCAGAUGUCCUGUUCUGACAAGGAGAAGUUGGGUUGUGAUGUGUCCUUACUCGAUGGUAAGGCUCAUCUUUGGUGGAAUACAAUUAGGAGAGGUAUUGUUGCUGACAGAUUGACUUAG